CAAAAAGUUGACAAUAAUAAUAAUAAAAAUAUAACCGAUGAAUGGCCUUAUGAUGAAAAAGAUUUAUUUAAAAUUGCAUUAAAUUUUUUCAAAGAAAAUGAAGGUAAAGCUUUUCAUCCAUCAUAUGAUCAACGAAAUAUGUUGGUUGCAUUAACAUUACAGGAAAAAUAUGGAAAAUUUAAUGAAGGAAAAGCAAUACCAUUAGGAGCUUUAGAUUUUGUUGGUCAUGAUCGAAGAAAUGCAUGGAUUUCUCUAACGACAAUGUCAUCGGAUGAAGCUCGUCAACAAUUCAUACAAUUAUUGGAUAAUUUAUGUCCAUUUUUUCGUUCCUAUUUAAUUGCUGUUCGUUGUGAUAUUGAAGAAAAACAAAGAAAACAAUUAGAAUUAGAAGAAUCGAAUAGGAAACAGUUGGAACAACAAGAAAAAUUUCGGGCUGAGGAAGAGGCUCGUUUGAAAGAAGAAGAAAACCGUAAACAAAAUGAAAAACAAAAACUUGUGAUUAAAGAAUUGCUUAAUCGUCAAACAAUCAAUCAAUUUACUAUAUAUGCACAACAACAAUAUCCUGAUAGUGAAGAAUUACAACAACAACUUAUUAAACAAUUACAAGAACAACAUUAUCAACAAUAUAUUGAACAAAUGAUGAUGGAACAACAACAACAACAACAGAAUGGACAAUUAUCAUCAUCAUCCAUAUUAAAUACAAAUAAUAAUCCUGUACUAAAUGUUGUUGAUAAUGGUGAUUCAACAGAAAAUAAUCAUCAUCAUCAGGAAUCAUCGAAUUUGGCCAAAUUAUCAUUGAAUGGUGAUCAUAAUAAUAUUAUUGAUGAAAUUAAUUUAUCAUCAACAUCGAUGCCAAAUGAAGAUCAAGAUGAAGGUGAUGGUGAAGAUGAUGAGGAAGAAUCAGAUGAUGAUGAUAGUUUAUCCAGACAAAUAAACAAUGCAUCAAUGUGGACUCGAAAAGAUUUAGUUGCUUUUAAAGAUUCAGUACAAUCAGAAGGUGGUCAUGGUAUUAUUAAAGUUGGUCAUGGUGAAAUUGCAACCAUACGUGUACCAACACAUGAUGAUGGUAGCUGUAUAUUUUGGGAAUUUGCAACCGAUCAUUAUGAUAUUGGUUUUGGUUUAUUUUUCGAAUGGAAUUCUUCGCCUGAUAGUCAAGUUUCUGUUUAUUUUAGUGAUAGUGAAGAUGAUGAAGAAGAAGAACAAGAACCAUCAACCACUGGACAUGAUGUUGAAAAAGGAACUAAUCGUAUUGUAAAUUCACGACCAUCAUCUUGUCGUCAUGUUGAUGGUGAUGGUAAUCAUCCACCGAUAAGUGCAAUCAUUCCAAUAUAUCGUCGUGAUUCACAUGAAGAAGUAUUUGCCGGUAGUCAUAUUUAUCCGGGUAAAGGUGUUUAUCUUUUAAAAUUUGAUAAUUCAUAUUCAUUAUGGCGUUCAAAAACAUUAUAUUAUCGUGUUUAUUAUACAAAAGAACCUUAAACGUCAAAGAAGAAUCACUGAAAAACCAUUUACACAUGUUAUCUGUAAUUAUACAAUCAAUUUUUUUUUACCGACAGCAAAGUAUUUAUUAUUUGUAAUUC
Molecule: messenger RNA, 1577 nt
Organism: Dermatophagoides pteronyssinus (European house dust mite)
Lineage: Eukaryota; Metazoa; Arthropoda; Arachnida; Sarcoptiformes; Pyroglyphidae
Product: Golgi resident protein GCP60
Cellular component (GO): Golgi membrane
Molecular function (GO): fatty-acyl-CoA binding
Source: RefSeq, a predicted model, not a curated record